AUGUCCGAAUCUACCUACGCAGUUCAGGUGUCCAACAUUUCUCCGGUUACGACAAAAGAGCAUCUGACAGAAUACUUUUCCUUCUGCGGGAAGAUAGCCUCUGUUGACUACUCCGAGUCAGCACAGUCUGCUAUCAUCCACUUCGAGAAGCCUUCAGCUGCGCAAACGGCACUCAUGCUGAAUGGUGGCAGACUUGACAGCGCCAAUAUAACUGUGACUAGCGAGAAAGAGCAUCCCGACGAGGGUCCUUCCACGCGUACAGGCGAAGCUCUCGACCAGAGCGACAAGCCGAGAGCUGGGAUCGCUGCGGAAUAUCUUGCCCGUGGAUACGAGCUCUCUGAGCUUAUCUUGCAGCGCGCCAUCGAGAUGGACAACAAGCACGGAAUCUCUAAACGCUUCUUGGAUUUCAUCCACUCACUCGAUGUCGGCCUAGGGGCAAAGACGCUUGGUCCACAGAAGACGCUUUCUGGGAAAAUGCAAGAGACCGUGGCAGAUGCGAAGCAGCAGGCACGCACCUUGGACGAGCAGAAGGGAUACAGCAAUACAGCUCAAAAUUACUACUCCCGCGCGCUCUCUUCGCCUCUGGGCCGUAAAGUAAUGGAUUUCUACACGACGACUUCCAAACAGAUUCUGGAUAUCCAUGAGGAGGCACGUCGUAUUAAUGACGCACAUAAGCAAGAGGAGGAAACGACUCCAGGCGAGGCCAAUACCGAGUCUUCGACUGGCGAGGGCGUGGUUCCUCCCCCCUCGACUCCUGAAGGGUUCCGCACUGUUCCUGCGCCUGGUUCUGCGGGGAGUGGAAUAACAGGAGCAGAAGUGAAAACAGAUGAAGCGGCCCCAACUGUAAUGUGA
Molecule: messenger RNA, 852 nt
Organism: Fibroporia radiculosa
Lineage: Eukaryota; Fungi; Basidiomycota; Agaricomycetes; Polyporales; Fibroporiaceae
Exons: 6
Coding region: 1-852 (283 amino acids)
Molecular function (GO): RNA binding
Source: RefSeq, a predicted model, not a curated record